AUGAGUCCAGAGUGUCCUUUGUUUAGGAGCGUGGGUCCUUCAGCCACCAGCCGGUGCGACCCAGCCAUGGCUGACGAACCCAUGGAAGAUCUGGGCUUCCAGGAGUCUGCUCCACGCAGUGGAAUUCUCAGCCCCGGAAUCCGGGAUAGUCUCCACCUGGGAGGCUUGGAUUCCAGGGUGAUCACAUCUGGGAACCCAGGAAGAGAUGCGUCAGGGAGGCUGACUCUAGGAGUCUCAAUAUGGGGAGCCCAUCACUGUCUCCAGAACUGGGGCACCCUGGGGACUCCCUGCCUGGCUCUCUGUGGCCACAGUGGGGUUGGGGUGUUCCUGGGGCAUGCUGGGGUCUUACCCAGGUCUGUCUGCUUUGCAGCUCACAUUGUACAGGCAGCUGGGGAAGCCGGGGACGGCCGCCUGCACUGGGAACCCCGCUGCCAGCCAGCCUUGCCAGAUAGAGCAGCCAGCACUGCAAUCUUGCCCCCACGCCUCAGUGGGCUCUGGAUCUCCACGGGCUGCGAGGUGCGCCCGGGACCAGAGUUCCUGACCCGCGCCUACACCUUCUACCCCAGCCGGCUCUUCCGAGCCCACCAGUUCUACUACGAGGACCCCUUCUGCCGGGAGCCUGCCCACUCGCUGCUCGUCAAGGGCAAAGUCCGCCUGCGCCGGGCCUCCUGGGUCACCCGGGGCGCCACCGAGGCCGACUACCACCUGCACAAGGUGGGCAUCGUCUUCCACAGCCGCCGGGCCCUGCUCGACGUCACCGGGCGUCUCAACCAGACCCGCGCCGGCCGGGACUGCAUGCGGCGGCUGCCCCCGGCCCGGGCCUGGCGGCUGGGGGCGCUGUACGAGCUGCGGAGCGCCCGGGCCCCGGGGGACUGCCUGGAGGCGCUGGGCCUCACCAUGCACGAGCUCAGCCUGGUCCGCGUGCAGCGCCGCCUGCAGCCGCAGCCCGGGGCGGCACCCCGGCUGGUGGAGGAGCUGUACCUGGGGGACAUCCACACCGACCCGGCCCAGAGGCGGCACUACCGGCCCACCGGCUACCAGCACCCGCUGCAGAGCGCACUGCACCAUGCGCAGCCGUGCCCGGCCUGUGGCCUCAUUGCCCACUCCGAUGUGCACCACCCGCCGGUGCUGCCGCCCCUGCUGGCCCUGCCCCUUCGCCUGGGCGGCCGGUGGGUCAGCUCGGGGUGCGAGGCGCACCCAGCGGUCCUGUUCCUCACCCGGGUCUUCGCUUUCCAUGGGCGCAGCCGCUCCUGGGAAGGGUAUUACCACCACUUCUCAGACCCCGCCUGCCGGCAGCCCACCUUCACCAUGUAUGCUGCUGGCCGCUACACCAGGGGCACGCCAUCCACCAGGGUCCGCGGUGGCACCGAGCUGGUGUUUGAGGUCACACGGGCCCAUGUGACCCCUAUGGACCAGGUCACCACAGCCAUGCUCAACUUCUCAGAGCCAAGCAGCUGCGGGGGCCCGGGGGUCUGGUCUGUGGGCUCUGAGCGCGAUGUCACAGCCACCAACGGGUGCCUGCCACUGGGCAUCCGGCUCCCACACGUGGAGUAUGAGCUCUUCAAGAUGGAGCAAGACCCCCUCGGGCGAAGCCUGCUCUUCAUUGGACAAAGGCCCACCGAUGGGUCAAGUCCCGAUACCCCAGAGAAACGCCCCACCUCCUACCAAGCACCCCUGGUGCUCUGCGGUGGGGAGACCCCCAGCUCCUACAGGCCCCCGCAGCACAGCCCAUUGCUGCAAAAGCACUCCAGCACAGGGGGCCUUCGCGUAGCCCCCCUCCCGCUUCUGCCUCUAGUUCUAGGGCUGGCCUUCCUCCACUGGCUAUGACAGUGGACUUGACAUCAGGAUGGUGGCUCUGGAUGCCCAUCUGACCAUUCAGGCUCCCUCCUGGCAGCUGUAGGGAAGGACCCAUUCUCCUCUGCUCUGUCAUGGAUGAUGCACAGCCCCCCUGCUUCCACACUGUGCCUGUGCCCCACGUGGUUCAGGCCAUGAGCUCCACACCUGCAAAGGCUAUGCCACAUCCCGCAACCCGGGUCCCCAGCCUCGUGCUUGGACGCAGCAGCGAUGUUCAUUGCUACGUGUGUUUCUAAAGAUCACUCCCAAUUUUCUACUCUCCUCAUCCUUGGCAGCUUCCAACAGGUGCAGGCAGGGGACAUCCCACGCUCCCCACAGGUCUUCCCGUCCUAACCUGACCCUUGGGAUUCUAAGAUGGGAGCAAACGGAGACCCUUAGGUUCUGCCUGGCGAUGGGGCCAACUGCGCUGCCAAGUCUGUAGGCUGUUGUUGAAAUAUUAUUAAUUCCAAUUUAGCAAUACAAUCUCUAAGUGGUGCCAUGAAUUAAAGAUGCCACUUUGGGCUUUCAGUACUUCUCAGCUUUCUAGUGAAGGGCUUGUGUCUUUGGGGGCAGCUCAGCUUUCCUGAGUCCUCAUUGCUGGCAUUUGCCUACAUCUGCCUGUGCUUCUGCGAGUUAGACCUCAAGCUGCCAGCACUGCGUGUGGAUAAAUCCAGCUCUCCCGGGCCAGCAUGAGAGUGAAGAGGACUCCCAUCUGAGCUGGGAAGUGUGGUCUCCCCAGAGCAGCCUGCGGCUUCUGAGCCUCCCUGGCCCACAAGAACACCAGCGUGCACCAGGCUGGCUGCUGGGGGCAGGUCUUCUGCAUUUCGCCCUGCCCAGCUGUCCUCGGUUGCCAAGACUCCCUGUGCUUGCCUGACAAAGGAAGAGAACCUCGAGAUGUGUAUCUUUAGGCCCAUCCUAGAGGAGAGGUCGGGGUCGUCAGGCCACAUGGCAACAUCUGGGCAGCUCCACCUUGCCCAGCCUCCUUGCCAUGGUCCUAAUAUAUUGGUGUCCUGCACAGAGGGGACUGUCAUCAUAGUGGGGACAGACUGUGCCCCUCCAGGGACUCUGCCUCAUCUGUACACUGUGAAAUUAACUGGCAUCUGGGUGGGCCCAAGGGUUUUCAGGAUGGGGGGCUGAUGACUCACCCCUCCUUCCUCCUCCUGAUCCCUACCUCUAGCUGUAAUCACAGAUUUUGAACAAUUGUCUGUGAGGUUAAUGAUGCUUUCAGAGGGAAGCCCUUGUCUUCCCUGAGACUGUAUGGGGUUCAAUCAGUCUGCUGAAAAUGCUCCCACUUAUUACCCAUUCUUCUUUAAAAAAAAAAAAAAAAAAAAAAAAAGCCUACCAAGUUAAUAUUCUCUGUAGGUCUCAGCCAGCUACGUGUCUUCCUGGCAUAUUUACCAAGGUAUAAGAAAUAAUUACAUUAUUUACGGUCCUAGACUACAUCAGGGUGGGGGAGCUUCUGGGGGAGACGGCAGUGGGUGUAGAUGAUGUGUCCACGGCUGAGCAGGUCUUGUAUCCGAGGCUUGAAGCAACCAUGCCACCAUUUAUCAUCAAAUUUGAAUCUUUUAAUAAAAUUAAACAGCCUGAAAAA
This is a messenger RNA of Sapajus apella (tufted capuchin), 3424 nucleotides long. RefSeq names its product APC down-regulated 1 like (gene APCDD1L). Gene Ontology annotation, molecular function: Wnt-protein binding. Lineage: Eukaryota; Metazoa; Chordata; Mammalia; Primates; Cebidae. The transcript has 3 exons. Gene Ontology annotation, cellular component: plasma membrane. Bases 1 to 1827 code for a protein of 608 amino acids. Gene Ontology annotation, biological process: negative regulation of Wnt signaling pathway. The record is from RefSeq and is a predicted model, not a curated record.